AGCGUUUCACCGUCGUCCCAUGUCGCCCGCGCCCGGUGCCAUGCCGGUCCUGAAGGUUGACGCGGAUCUGUAUGACUGUAGCAGUGCCAUUGUGUCCUUUGGAAAGGCUCGACGAUGGUCCUCCGCCCUGGCAGUGUUGGAGGAAAUGCCCCAGCGGCGCUUAUGGCCUAAUGCGGUGGUGUGUAACUCGGCGAUCACUGCCGUGGGCACCGCGCAGCACACGUGGGCCACGCUCAGCGAAUUGCUCGACCGCGCUGGCCAAGUGGCUGAAGGUGGUGCGGAACGGCCAGAAGUCAUUGCCUAUAACUCGGCCAUGUCCAGCUUUUCCAAGGUCACCAGGUGGGCCCAAAGCCUUGCCAGCUUCGAAGCUCUUCGCAUUCACGGACGUCAACCCGAUAGCUGGAGCUUUGUGGCGCUGCUGGGCACGGUGGAGCAGCGUGGAAACGCAGCGUGGAGCUUGGCCGUGGAGUGCCUGGAGCAGAUGCAUUCACGACGCGUGGAGGCCGAAGUGAUGACACUCACUGCAGCCAUGGGGCUCUGCGAGUGGCAGCAGGUCUUGGCACUUCUGAAGCAGAUGCGGAAGCUGAGCAUCAGCGCCAAUAUUGUGACAUCCACUUCGGCGAUGGCGGCCUGUGCGCGAGGCAGCCAAUGGCCCAAAGCGCUGGACUUCUUCACCGAGCUCCAAGGAAAGUCGCAGCGUCCAACGGAGGUGACCUUGGGCGCGCUGGCCACUGCUUGUGAGAAGGGUCAGCAGUGGAAAGCGGCGUUGCAGCUAAAGCAUUCAGCUCCAGUGAUCAACGUCGUGGUCUUGAACUCCGUGCUUGCAUCCAUGAGGAGCUCCGGACGUUGGAGGAGUGGUCUGGAGCUUUUAGGCGCCCCCGGAGCAGACACCGUGAGCUUCAGCUCAGUGAGCUCGAUUUGCGAGAGACUUCGACAGUGGGAAGCGGCCCUGCAGCUGAACAUACUGAUGCGCCGCAAGCAAGUUGAAGCCGAUAGUGGCUCUUGGAAUAUGCUCAUCAGCGCCAGUGGCCGCGGAGCGGUUUGGGAGACCUCCCUGCAGAUGGCCAGGAGUUUGGUGCUCCGAAGGGUGUGGCCGACGAUGAUCACCACGGCCGCCACAAUCGGUGCUGCGGGCGCUGGCAAGGCAUGGCCGCAAGCACUGCAGUGUUUGGACGCCUCGCUCCCGCAUGGUCAGGAGCUGCUGUCCAGCGCACUGUUCGCUUGCGAAGUCGCUCAGCGGUGGACGGGGGCCCUGCAGAUCAUGGAGGUGAUAAGCUUGCGCGGGCAUGAGCCCGACAUGGUCCGAUGCUCGUCGGUGGUGAGCGCUUGUCAGGGUCAAUGGCUCUUGGCAUUGGAAUUGCUGCAUCAGUUGGGGGCGCCAAAAGACAUGGGCCUCAUUACUUAUGCGGCCUGCAUUUCUGCCUGUGCGGCAUCUUUGCAGUGGCUGAAAUGCCUGCAGGUCUUGGACCAAAUGCGUGUGUGUGAGAUCGAGAUUGAUGUGAUUUUGGCCUGCGACGUGGCGUCCACUGUGCUGCAGAGUGGCCACCACCUGCCAGGUCUCCUUGAUGAGGUGCGAAGCUCCUUGAGGAGUUCCACCACAGCAACGGUCUCUUUGGCCACUGCCCUUCAGCAGUCGGAGAACGUCCUGCCAUGUCUCAACAUCGUGCAGAUGCAGAUCCGCCCGACGGUGGAAGAGAGUCCGGCGCGCUGUGAUGCUUGGAAGCGAUCAUGA
This is a messenger RNA of Durusdinium trenchii, 1732 nucleotides long. Lineage: Eukaryota; Dinophyceae; Suessiales; Symbiodiniaceae. The record is from the annotation of a GenBank genome assembly.